AUGGUUGCUCUUUUGGAAGAUUUACAUGUCAUCGAAUCGGAGACCCGAUUUGGCAUGUCAUCACCAGUAUUUCUUAUUAGCGUAAUUGGUAUCUACCUGCUGUUAAUUUACAAAAUUGGACCAGAAUAUAUGAAAGAUCGCCAGCCAUACAAUUUAAAAACAUUUGUAUCGAUUUACAAUAUUUUCCAGGUGGUAUCAUGUUUUUACCUUAUAAAUAAGGUUUGGCAACUGACAUCCUGGGACAUUUUCGAUUUUCAAAAAUGUACCUUCUACAAAGACGGGACAUCAGAUCGUCAACGAUUCGAUUACUUAACCUAUGUAACAUUUUGGUUAAAGAUAAUCGAACUAACCGAUACAGUGGUAUUUGUGUUGAGAAAGAAACGCAAUCAAAUAACAUAUUUGCACGUUUUUCAUCAUUCGUCGACGAUAACAAUGGUGUAUCUGAUGCUACGAUAUUAUCGAGGCAAUGGAGCCCUCUACCCGAUCUUUCUGAAUUGUUGGGUCCAUGUGCUAAUGUACACGUAUUAUUUACUUGCGAACAUUUGCAGCACGGAAUUCAUGCGACAUCUGCUGUAUGUCAAGAAAUCCAUAACCAUUAUUCAAAUGAUUCAAUUCAUUUUCAUUUUGAUCCAAUCGCUGGUCAUGUGGAGCAAUUGUGGUGUGCCACUCAUAUUGAGAUGGUACUACUGUGUGGUGGUCAUUGUUAUCUUUUAUGGGUUUUAUGAUUUCUAUAAGAAGGCAUAUAAAUCAACAGCAGCAACAACAACAGCUGCUGCUAAUGAAGAGACAAAACAGAAUAUAAAAAAUAAAUAA
Musca vetustissima is the source of this 813-nucleotide messenger RNA. RefSeq names its product elongation of very long chain fatty acids protein 4. Gene Ontology annotation, biological process: fatty acid elongation, polyunsaturated fatty acid; fatty acid elongation, monounsaturated fatty acid; fatty acid elongation, saturated fatty acid. Gene Ontology annotation, molecular function: fatty acid elongase activity. Gene Ontology annotation, cellular component: endoplasmic reticulum membrane. The record is from RefSeq and is a predicted model, not a curated record. Lineage: Eukaryota; Metazoa; Arthropoda; Insecta; Diptera; Muscidae. The transcript is spliced from 5 exons. The coding region runs from base 1 to 813 and encodes 270 amino acids.